Messenger RNA from Adelges cooleyi (spruce gall adelgid), 1488 nucleotides. Its product is annotated as 1-acyl-sn-glycerol-3-phosphate acyltransferase delta-like. Lineage: Eukaryota; Metazoa; Arthropoda; Insecta; Hemiptera; Adelgidae. The record is from RefSeq and is a predicted model, not a curated record. The coding region runs from base 177 to 1331 and encodes 384 amino acids. The transcript has 7 exons. Gene Ontology annotation, molecular function: 1-acylglycerol-3-phosphate O-acyltransferase activity. Gene Ontology annotation, cellular component: endomembrane system.
UUUGUACCACCACAUUACAGUAGUAGGUAGUAGGUACCGGUAGUGUAAUACUUUUAGACAUCUAUUAGAUUAAUUAUAAACUAUUAUUCUAUAGCUAAUGUUCUUGUAUCGUGAAAAAUAAUAUUUUGAUUCGGUGUAAUAAGUUUCUUAAAUAUUUUAUUUGAAAAGUUUUAAUAAUGAAUUUUUCAAAACUGAAAUCGUCACCAAUAAUACAUACACUAUUCACGCUAAAGUUUCUAGUUUCCGGGCUGAUAGUCAAUCUUUUUCAAGGGCUGUUUUGUCUCAUACUCUGGCCGCACAAUAAGGAUUUAUUUAGAAAAAUCAAUUACUAUCUAUCGGCCUGCAAUUCCUAUGAUUUUGUAUUUUUGUCUGACUGGUGGGCUGGCGUCGAUUAUUACUUCUAUGUGGACAAAAAUGAUUUCAACAAAUACUACGGAAAAGAACACGGACUAUUGAUUGUUAAUCACACGUUCGAAAUCGAUUGGUUAAGUGCGUGGUGUUAUCACGACCGCUCCAAUAUAUUAGGGGGUUGCAAAGCAUUUGCAAAAAACAGUCUCAAGUAUAUGCCAGUGAUAGGUUGGAGUUGGUGGUUUAGCGAAUAUUUGUUUAUACAAAGGGACUUGGUAAAAGAUAAACGAACCAUUGAAGUUAAUCUAAAAGAAUUAUACGAGCAAAAAGAUCCAAUAUGGCUGUUGCUUUAUUCGGAAGGAACUAGGUUCACGGAAGAAAAAAAAGAAGCUAGCCAGACGUUCGCCCGUUCCAGAGGUUUACCUGAACUAAAACACCAUUUGCUACCAAGAACAAAAGGAUUCUCUUUAGGCCUUCCACACAUUAGGCACAAUUUGCCUGCGGUUUACAACUUCCAAGUCGCGUUUAAAGGGGAAAAGCCGACUUUAAUCAAUUUGUUUAACGCUCGUAAGAUUGAAGCUCAUGUUUAUAUGGAGAGAAUACCUAUCGAACAAAUUCCGAACGAUGAAAAGGAAUGCGAUAAAUGGAUGUACACGUUAUACGAGAAAAAGGACAAAAUGACGGACAGCUUUAACAACACGGGCGACUGGUUCAAAGAGAGUGGCGUAGAACGUGUAGAAGGGUUUAAAACAAAACCUAAAUACUACUCUCUUAUUAACAUCAUUGUUUGGCUAGUUAUUAUAUACGUGCCCUUAACCAAGUUCGCAUUUUCAGCUCUUCUAACUUUCAAUAUUCUUCAUCUCGUGUUACUAGUAAUUCUAUUUUUUGGUGUACAUACGGCUUUAGCGAAAUUGAGGAGCGUCUCCGAAAUUAAUAAAGCGGCGUCGUCAUACGGAAAGGAAAAUUCGAAGAAAUCAGAAUAAAUGGCAAAAGUCUUUUGUUUAAAUUGUAUUAACUAUUAAUGCCUAAUAACUAUUAAACAUACGUUUUGAUUAUUUUAAUUUUUACUAUAAUUAGAAUUUGGAAUAAGUUUAUUGACGAAUACUAAAAUAAAAUUGCACCUUUAUGCAAAAAUGUUAA